AUGAAGGAAUUCCGCCCCGUUGAGAACCAAGAGUCCAAGCGACCUGCUUCCGCUUCCUCCUCCUCGUCUGCACCCCUUCUAUCCAACGAACAGAAAGGCUCGUACGAUACCCUAGAAAGCAGCACUUCCGAUUCAGGGGUCCAACAGUCAGUAUUCGAUGAUCCAGUACUAGCGCAUUUCUAUCAACCUCACUAUCUCUACGAGGGCCUUCACCGGUUCGAUCCAAGGGCAGAUUGGACAAAAGCGGAAGAGGAGAAAGUAGUAUCCAAGAUCGAUAAAUGGAUUAUGAGCUGGUGUUGUGUUAUGUUUAUUGCGUUGCAGUUGGAUAGAGGAAAUAUAAAACAGGCGAUGACAGAUAAUUUUUUGGAGGACCUGGGAAUGAAUACAAAUGAUUACAACAUUGGUCAGGCGAUAUUCUAUUCUUCGUUUCUGCUUGCAGAGCUUCCAUCACAGAUGCUCAGCAAAAGAAUCGGCCCGCACAGAUGGAUUCCCGUACAGAUGAUAUUAUGGAGCGUGGUUGCUGCAGCGCAGUGCGGAUUGACCGGCAGGACUUCCUUUUUCAUUACUAGAGGACUUGUGGGAAUGAUCGAGGGAGGAUUUAUCCCUACCGCAAUUUUGUACCUGUCUUACUUUUACACAUCAAAGGAACUUCCUGUCCGACUUUCUUGGUUUUGGACUGGAACCGCUCUUACAGGGAUUUUUGCCUCAUUUCUUGCCUGUGGAAUUCUUUCUUUGCGGGGAUCAUAUGGUUGGGAAGGCUGGAGAUACCUAUUUGUAAUAGAAGGAAGUGCCACAGGAAUUGUUGGGAUAAUCAGCUGGUUCUAUAUGCCACCUUCUCCCACACAAACAAAAAGCCGUUUUCGGGGCGAGGAUGGAUGGUUCACCCCGAGGGAGGAAGUGAUUAUGGUCAAUAGAAUCCUGCGAGAUGAUCCGACAAAGGGCGACAUGCAUAACCGACAAGCUAUUGGAGCAAGCGGGUUUUUCAAAAGUCUGAUGGAUUAUGACAUGUGGCCGCUCUAUGUGGUGGGAGUUAUGGCAUAUAUACCAAUGAAUCCGCCAAUGAGUUAUUUGACUCUGACAUUGAGGGACUUGGGGUUCGACGUGAUGCAGAGCAAUCUUUUGACUAUUCCAUCCACAAUGCUAUUAAUCUUCAUGCUUCUGAAAAUUACAAAGCUCUCUGGCCGCUAUUCUGAAAAGACGUUCAUUGCUUCCUUUGGAGUUCUUUGGACCCUCCCGUUCCUCGUUCUUCUCCGGUUUCUCCCAUCACACGCAAACCCUUGGUUUAAGUAUCUGAUCACCACGUUGAUUUGUGGCCAUCCCUACCCGCAUGCAAUCCUUGUGGCCUGGGUCUCUUCAAACUCUGGCUCGGUCCGUACCCGUAGCGUCUCCGCUGCAAUUUACAACAUGGCCGUUCAGUCCUCAUCGAUAUUUGCAGCGACAAUAUAUCGCGAAGAUGACCGCCCUGACUAUCGUCGCGGAAACACGGCACUGAUAUGCAUCGCAUUAUUCGACAUACUCUUAUUUGUGGGAGUUAAGAAGUAUUAUGUGUGGAGGAAUGCGCAGAAGGAGAAGGUAUGGGGGAAGAUGGACACCACGCAGAAAGCGAACUACCUAGCGACGACAGAAGACGAGGGGAAUAAGAGGUUAGACUUUAGAUUUAUGCAUUAA
Morchella importuna is the source of this 1668-nucleotide messenger RNA. RefSeq lists its product as uncharacterized. The record is from RefSeq and is a predicted model, not a curated record. Gene Ontology annotation, cellular component: membrane. Gene Ontology annotation, biological process: transmembrane transport. Gene Ontology annotation, molecular function: transmembrane transporter activity. The transcript has 15 exons. The coding region runs from base 1 to 1668 and encodes 555 amino acids. Lineage: Eukaryota; Fungi; Ascomycota; Pezizomycetes; Pezizales; Morchellaceae.